CUAGGCCUGUGUAUGGCCUUCAAUUGAAGCUGCUUCUGCUCCGCCACUCUGCCAUUGGACUCUUGAUAGUCGUCUCCCCACGCUGCUGCUGGGGGGACUUUUUAACAUAGGCCUCUGUAUGGCCUUCAAUUUUAGCUGCUUACGCUCCGCCACUCUGCCAUGGGCCCCUGUACCGCCUCCUCAUGCUGCUGCCAGGCCCGUAAUCUGCCAUGGGCCCCUGUACCGCCUCCUCAUGCUGCUGCCAGGUCCAGAGUGUGUCAUGGGUCCCUGUACGGCCUCCCAUUGCUGCUGUCUCCAUCGCCACACUCUGCCAUGUGCCACUUUCAGGUCUCCUCACAACUGCUGGGUGCUGUAUGGCCUCCCAUUGCUGCUG
Staurois parvus is the source of this 373-nucleotide messenger RNA. NCBI's taxonomy places the organism in Eukaryota, Metazoa, Chordata, Amphibia, Anura, Ranidae. The record is from the annotation of a GenBank genome assembly.